Molecule: messenger RNA, 1173 nt
Organism: Anguilla rostrata (American eel)
Lineage: Eukaryota; Metazoa; Chordata; Actinopteri; Anguilliformes; Anguillidae
Gene: b2m
Product: beta-2-microglobulin
Exons: 4
Coding region: 98-448 (116 amino acids)
Source: RefSeq, a predicted model, not a curated record
CGCCUGGCAGUUUCCGUUAAAUUGCGCUGAAGCUGAGUGUGAGACAAACUGCCGUUGUUUUCUUUACCGGACGUCAGCUUACUGGUCAGAAAACAAAAUGAAUUCGAUUCUCACUUCGUUUUGCCUGGCCGUCCUGCUGGUCGGCGUCAACUCAAUUCACAGCGCUCCGAAGGUGCAGGUGUACAGCAAGCUGCCUGGGCAGUUCGACCAGCCCAACGUUCUGCUGUGCUACGUGAGCAACUUCCACCCCCCUGACAUCAAGAUCACCUUGCUGAAGGACAAUGUGGAGAUGCCGCGCACCACACAGACCGACCUGGCCUUCGAGCAGUCCUGGCAGUUCCACCUGACCAAGAGCGUCCCCUUCACUCCUAAGGCCGGGGAGACGUACGCCUGCAGAGUGGAGCACCAAGGCAUUAAGAACACCUACAGCUGGGAGCCUGACAUGUAAUCCCGAGGAGAACCGAAGUGGAUCCAGAACAGCCUGGAACCACAAAUUUUACCAUGUCUGCUACUCUUGGAAAUCAUGAAAUUACUAUUCAAACACAAACCUGUCUCUAAAAUAGAAGUGGAUUUUCUAUAAUCAGAUUAAUGCAAUCCAAUCCUGUCAUUUUACUUCAAACUCUUUUAUUUUCUGUAUAAAUGUUGACUCAUUGCAGAAAGCUCUGCUUUCACUCGCUCUUUCAGACAGAAAAUGGUGGAAGAGUGCUGAAAUGGUAUGCCAGCCCUGUGAAUACUGAUAAACGCUCUCGUUGAUUUUCUUGACUGCAUUUGAGCAAUCAUCCAAGUACUUAACAAAAGGAAUCUUAUCAAAUUUGUAUUUCAAAGACAAAUGUCUCAACAAUGCCUCAAAAAAUAUAUAUGUGAUAUGUCAAAAGUGUCGUUAAACAACAACAACAAAAACCUUAUGCACUAUAUUUGUUCUGUUCUAGCACUAUUUUGGUGUAAUUUAUUUUGUGAUUGUCUGGCUAGAAACAUGGAAAAACCUGUUGGCUCAAAUGCAAACUUACUUUCAGGUUUUAGGACUACGAACUAAAACUUCCGCCUGCUUCGUGCUUUAAGGGAAUGCAAUAUCAAUGGCUCAUUUGUUUCUGUUGAAAAUACAUCAAUAGAAAGUCAAUAGUUCUGUAAUAGUACUAUGAAAUAAAUACAAUAAAUAAAAUUUCUUAAACACUG